Messenger RNA from Sorex fumeus (smoky shrew), 2588 nucleotides. It is a transcript of the gene SWT1, whose product is annotated as SWT1 RNA endoribonuclease homolog. Gene Ontology annotation, cellular component: nucleus. The record is from RefSeq and is a predicted model, not a curated record. NCBI's taxonomy places the organism in Eukaryota, Metazoa, Chordata, Mammalia, Eulipotyphla, Soricidae. The transcript has 18 exons. Bases 22 to 2409 code for a protein of 795 amino acids.
GUGCAGAGCCAGCCUCUCAGAAUGUACGCCAGAGAGUCUUGCGGGAAGCAGGAGAAGACCCAGAAGAAAGGCCCGGCCUCCGAGCCCGGCUUCUACGAAGACGAGAAGAGAGAGAAGAGAGGCCUGACCGAAAGUUCGAGAAGUCCAAGCUCAGCGGCAUCAAGCCCUGCCCUGCACAGGACUAAGAAGGGUGCGAGCGGAGCGCCCGAGUGCAGGCCUCGAGACCCUCAGCUGACCCCUGGCAGGAGGAAGCAGGACCCUAAGCCCGACUGCCAGGCUGGAGAGAGGAAGUCGGUCACAAGAGAGGCGAAGCAGGAGAAGCCCCCUGGAGCUCCGGGCGGCUCGAGGAAAUGCGUCUGGGAGAAACUCCAGAGGGCCCAGGCUGCCGAGGGUCCCGACCCGCCCGGCCAGGAGCCCCUGGACUCCAGGAGGAAAAGGAUCAGCUUCAGAAUCCCCGUCCGGGCCCGCGACUCCCCCCGGAAGCCCUCCGAGACAAACGCCUUCAGAUCCCCGUUGGAGGCGGGGGAGGAGAAAAAGGGCGCAGGAGACUCCCGGGGCUUGCCGAGGGGUUUGCCGAAGGCCAGGGAGUCCCGGAGCGCACUCCCGUUGGCAGGGCCGGCGUCCACAUCGGCCGUUGGCGAGUGGACCGGGAGAGACGAACAGGAGCCUCGCGGCCGGAGCCAGCCGCAUCCUGGUGGGAAGGUGUCUGAGCAUUUCGAAGCACCCUGCUCCUCCGUGUCGCCCAAGAGCAGCCAAGAUACAGAUGAAGAGAUGCAGAUCGUGGAAGAGCUUCACGCUGCUAGGGUGGGCAAAAGUAUGGAUUUACUGGCGGGUCCCACCCCAGGGGAGCUGAUGAGUAUGGAGAUCGACCUGGCGGAAGAGGAUGUCCAUCCCUCUGCCGCAAAUCCGGCUUCAGACCAAAAGCUUCUAAUUGUCAUUGACACAAAUAUUCUGAUGAAUCACCUCAAAUUUGUUAAAAGUUUGAAGACCACAGAAAUCCCAGGCUUUGACGGACUCGUGUUGAUCAUUCCCUGGGUGGUGGUCCAGGAGCUAGACCGCAUGAAGGACGGGAAACUGCUGAAGCACGUGCAGCACAAGGCCAUCCCCGCCGUCCACUUCAUCCACGACGGGCUGCGAGAGCCGGAUCGGAAGCUCUGGGGUCAGCCCCUCCAGCUGGCAGCCCAGAAACUCUACGGCCUGAGCGAUGAGAACAGUGACGACCGCGUGUUAAAAUGCUGCCUGCAGUACCAGGAGUUAUUCCCCUGUUCUCUUGUUGUUCUGUGCACGGAUGAUCGAAAUCUAAGAAGCAAAGGCCUCAUCAGCGGCGUGAAGUCGCUCAGUAAGGAGGAAUUGAGUGCCGAGUUCCGCAGCCCGACCCUCAGCGCCGCCACCAGCCAGCCCGGGCUGCCUCAGCCGCCCCCCAAAACGGAAACGAAGCCCUCAGAAGGGCGCCCCUUGGAAGAUGCCGCAGACUCCGAGCGCAUUCGGCUCAGCGAGUUCAUGUCUCAGCUGGAAAAGUCUCUCGGCUCAGCCUUGUCGUCGAUCCUGGAGACGGAGAUGAAGCUUGCCUUCGGAGACCUCUGGGUAGAGGUGCUGUAUUUGAAGCCGCCCUGGACCCUGCUACACUUGCUGCAGUGCUUUCGCAAACACUGGCUGGCCGUAUUUGGCCUGGCUGUGGAGAAGGGCUUGCUGGCAACCGUUGAGAGUCUCUAUGAUAACCUCUCUAAAGCAAACAGGGCGGUGGAUCUGGUGACGGUGAAGUUCCUGCUCCAGGACGCGAAGACCUUGCUCCUGGCCUUCAGCGCGAGGUCCAACUACGACGGGGUUCUCCCACAGGCCUUUGCGCACGUGACUGGGCUCCUCCAGGCCUUCUCGGAGGUGAAGGUGAAGGCAGCGGGCACCGGGCAGGGGGGAGCGGCCCGGCAGUCCCGCAGCCAAGAAGUGGCCGCUUGCUCGGCCCCUGCCCUUCCCCCGGCCAGCAGGCAUCAGGAGAUCUGGUCCGUCCUGGAGAAAGUCUGGACCACCAUCUAUCAGAGCAGCACAGAAGUGUUCCAGGCCUUGGGCUCAGACGCACCUCCCGUGUCAUCAAAAAUAGCAUCCUUGGAAGAGGCGUUUCUCUCUCUCCAGAAGUUAAUGGCCGCCGCCAAGGACAUUCUUGAGGGAAUCCAGAGGAUUUUGGCCCCCAACAGCAGUUACCAAGAUAUUGAGCCCCUCUACAGCUCCCUGGUCAAGUAUGAGGUCAACGCACACAUCAGGUUCACCGCCCGGGAGCUUUACGACUGUGUGUCGCUGGCCGAGUACCGGGAGAAGCUGGCCAUCGGCUGUGGGCAGCUGGAGGAGCUGGAGGGCGCCAUGCGGCAGUGCCACGCCCACGUCUGCCUGGGGGCCCGGCCACCGCCCACGACUUAGCGCCUCCCGGGGAACGCCGCCACGGCGGUGGCACUGGCAAGUCACCUUGGGCAGCCACGUGGGCUUGUCCUGGUGUCUGGGGGCGCGCGGCGCUGCUGGGCAGGCGGGGGCCCUGGUCAGGACAGCACCGGGCAGGCACCAUCAGCCAGGGUGUCGCAGCGGAGACACGAGGCCGCGCC